Molecule: messenger RNA, 417 nt
Organism: Knipowitschia caucasica
Lineage: Eukaryota; Metazoa; Chordata; Actinopteri; Gobiiformes; Gobiidae
Source: the annotation of a GenBank genome assembly
AUGGUCGCCAGUCGUGGAGAUAAUAAACUCCUGUUGGCUGCAGGUCCAUCAGGAUGGAUCGGUCUGCAUCGAGACUCUCAGAACUCAACUCUGUGGAAGUGGUCUGGAGUGGUGGAGACUCCUAUGCCUUGGGAGAAAGCUAUGAAACACUGUAAAACAAAUGACUUCCUUGGUUUGACGUGGGACAAACUCACUCUGGCAGCAGGUGAAAUGGACAGAAAAAAUGUGGUUCAGGGGUGGAUUGGUCUGCGCUUCCUUGGAGACCAGUGGCAGUGGGUCAGUGGCCGCCAACUAGAGUCUGAGACACGGGAGAAGCUCCAGGAGUGUCCAGGGCAGAACCGCUGUGCAGCUUUGUACUCAGACGGCCUGUUGCAGAGCACAGACUGUGCACAGGAACUCCCCUUCAUCUGUGAAUGA